AUGGAUUCCGUCCGGCUUCCAACGGCUCCUUCGUCUCUCCGUACCCAAAUGUUAGGCCAAACCGUACCCCACCACCUUCACCACAUUCCACUACCUCCUUGUAAUCGCCACAACCUCCGAUCAAAACCGGUAAUCGGAAUCACUCGAUCCCGGAAUCACGUGUCUCCGGUGGCUGUUAUCUCCCGUGACGAAACGUCUAUGACUCACCCCCUUCCUCCGGCUUCUCCCUUGCCACGUCUCAAGGUCUCUCCGAACUCGCUGCAAUACCCGGCCGGUUACCUCGGUGCGGUCCCGGAGCGUACGAGCGAUCCCGAGAACGGAAGCAUCGCGGAGGCUAUGGAGUAUUUGACGAAUAUACUGUCCACGAAGGUUUACGACAUCGCCAUUGAGUCACCAUUGCAACUGGCCAAGAAGCUGUCGGAGAGGUUAGCGGGAAACCAUGCUCAAGGAGUUGCUUUAUCUGCUAGUAAACUCGGCUGCACCGCCGUUAUUGCUAUGCCUCGUACAACCCCCAGAAUCAAGUGGCAAGCUGUGGAGAAUUUGGGCGCGACGGUUGUUCUUAUUGGGGAUUCGUAUGAUGAAGCACAAGCAUAUGCUAAGAAACGAGCUGUAGAAGAAGGUCUGACGUUUAUACCUCCUUUUGAUCACCCUGAUAUUAUUGCCGGACAAGGUACUGUCGGGAUGGAGAUCACACGUCAAGCUAAAGGUCCAAUACAUGCUAUAUUUGUGCCUGUCGGUGGUGGUGGUUUAAUAGCUGGUAUUGCUGCUUAUGUGAAGAGGGUCUCUCCCGAGGUGAAGAUCAUUGGUGUGGAACCAGCUGAUGCAAAUGCUAUGGCGUUGUCGCUGCAUCACGGUGAGAGGGUGAUACUAGACCAGGUUGGGGGUUUUGCAGAUGGUGUAGCGGUUAGAGAAGUUGGCGAGGAGACUUUUCGUAUAAGCAGAAAGCUGAUGGAUGGUGUUGUCCUUGUCACUCGUGAUGCUAUUUGUGGAUCAAUAAAGGAUAUGUUUGAGGAGAAACGGAACAUAUUAGAACCAGCAGGGGCUCUUGCGCUCGCUGGAGCUGAAGCAUACUGUAAAUAUUAUGGGCUAAAGGAUGUGAAUGUUGUAGCCAUAACUAGUGGUGCAAACAUGGACUUUGACAAGCUAAGGAUUGUGACAGAACUCGCCAACGUCGGUAGACAACAGGAGGCUCUUCUUGCUACUCUCAUGCCGGAAAAAGCUGGAAGCUUUAAGCAAUUCUGCGAACUGGUUGGACCAAUGAACAUAACUGAGUUCAAAUAUAGAUGUAGCUCGGAAAAGGAAGCUGUUGUACUAUACAGUGUUGGAUUGCACACAGCAGGAGAGCUCAAAGCACUACAGAAGAGGAUGGAAUCUUCUCAACUUAGAACUUCCAAUCUCACAACCAGUGACUUAGUGAAAGAUCACCUGCGUUACUUGAUGGGUGGAAGAUCAACUGUGGAAGACGAGGUUUUAUGCCGAUUCACUUUCCCUGAGAGACCCGGUGCUCUGAUGAACUUCUUGGACUCUUUCAGUCCACGGUGGAACAUUAGCCUUUUCCAUUACCGUGCACAGGGUCAGACAGGGGCCAAUGUGCUGGUCGGAAUCCAAGUCCCGAAGCAAGAAAUGGAGGAAUUUCAAAACCAAGCUCAAGUUCUUGGAUACGAGUACUCGUUGGUAACUGAAGACGUCAAUUUUAAGCUUCUGAUGCACUUGUUUUAA
This is a messenger RNA of Thlaspi arvense, 1719 nucleotides long. The record is from the annotation of a GenBank genome assembly. Lineage: Eukaryota; Viridiplantae; Streptophyta; Magnoliopsida; Brassicales; Brassicaceae.